GUACCAUUCAUCUCAAUCCCCACAUCCAUUUGCGCAAGCCAUGGCUGUCCCCCACCAGAAAAAGAGAGACGCCAAAGGGGCCAAAACCAAUUCCCACAACCCACCAGCCAUAGGCUGCAGCUUUCCCCUCAUCUCCAGUUUGAUUCAUGGUGGCAUAAGCUAAUCUAAAUCUUCUCCCAUUAUACUGUGAUUUGUAGUAGCAGGAAAAGAGAGAGAGAGAGAGAAAGAGGGAUUGAUGCCUGGUGGCCGCGGCGGCAGCAGCAGCAACAACAGCAGCAGCAACCAAACUAGCGUAGUAUGGUUCAGAAGGGACUUGAGGGUGGAGGACAACCCAGCCCUGGCUGCUGGGGUGAGGGCAGGGGCGGUGGUGGCCCUGUACAUAUGGGCUCCUGAGGAGGAGGGGUCUUUCUACCCUGGGAGGGUGUCCAGGUGGUGGCUCAGCCAGAGCCUCCACCACCUUGACUCCUCCCUCAGGAGCCUGGGCACCCCCCUCAUCACCAAGAGGUCACUGGAUACGGCUUCCACCCUCCUUGAGGUCGUUCGCUCCACUGCUGCCACCAGCCUCUUCUUCAACCACCUCUAUGAUCCUCUCUCUCUUGUUAGGGAUCAUGGGCUGAAGGAACUUCUGACUGCUCAAGGCAUAAGAGUUUGCUCGUUCAAUGCGGAUUUGCUCUAUGAACCAUGGGAAGUCAAUGAUGAAAAUGGUCAACCAUUUACAACUUUUGCUCCUUUCUGGAAUAGAUGCCUCAGCAUGCCUUAUGAUCCAGCUGCACCUUUGUUGCCGCCGAAAAGAGUAGUACCAGGCGAUGUAUCAGGAUGCCCUUCAGAUAUUCUGGUCUUUGAGGAUGAGUCUGAGAAGGGAAGCAAUGCCCUUCUUGCUCGAGCGUGGUCACCAGGAUGGCGUAAUGCUGACAAGUCUCUGACUUCCUUCAUUAAUGGACCUUUGAUUGAGUACUCUGUGAAUCGAAGGAAAGCAGAUAGUGCAUCUACAUCACUACUUUCACCUCAUUUGCAUUUUGGGGAGCUAAGUGUCCGCAAAGUCUUCCAUCUUGUUCGUAUGAAGCAGCUUGUGUGGACCAAUGAGGGGAAUAAAGCAGCCGAAGAGAGCUGUGAUUUGUUCCUUAAAUCUAUUGGUCUUCGGGAGUACUCUAGAUACUUGAGUUUCAACCACCCUUACAGUCAUGAGAAACCUCUCUUGGUCCACCUUAGGUUCUUUCCUUGGGUGAUCGAUGAAGAUUAUUUCAAAGCUUGGAGACAAGGUAGAACGGGUUAUCCUCUCGUAGAUGCUGGCAUGAGAGAGCUUUGGGCCACUGGCUGGCUGCAUGAUCGAAUACGUGUGGUUGUGGCCAGCUUCUUUGUGAAGGUCUUGCAACUUCCUUGGAGGUGGGGAAUGAAGUACUUUUGGGACACUUUAUUAGAUGCCGAUCUUGAAAGUGAUGCCCUGGGUUGGCAGUACAUAUCCGGGUCUCUUCCUGAUGGUCGUGAGCUGGAUCGCAUUGAUAACCCUCAGUUCGAGGGCUACAAGUUUGAUCCGCAUGGAGAAUAUGUACGACGUUGGCUUCCUGAGCUUGCAAGGUUACCAACUCAAUGGAUACACCAUCCAUGGGAUGCACCUGAAUCUGUACUACAAGCUGCAGGGGUUGAACUUGGUUCCAACUACCCUCUCCCUAUUGUAGAAAUUGCUGCAGCUGUAGCCAGACUUCAAGAAGCUCUUGCUGAGAUGUGGCAACUAGAGGCUGCAUCAAGAGCUGCACUAGAGAAUGGAACAGAGGAAGGCCUUGGUGACUCAUCAGAACUACCCGUAAUAGAUUUUCCUCGGGAGGUAUAUAUGGAAGUGGAGCAGGAACAAUUAAGGAUCAACAAUUCCCCAGCUUCAGGCAGGAGACAUCAAGAUCAGAUGGUUCCGAGCAUGACCUCUUCACUGGUUAGAGUUGAAGAGGAGGAAGUUUCUACUAGUUCAGGAAAUGCUGAUGCUGAUAGCAGAGCAGAAGUACCGUCACACACAACUUACGGUCUGCUGCCUCAAAGAGAACCCACUGAUCAGGCUGGCAUGCAUACCGUCAGAGAUAAUGUAACUCAACAUUUCAACCCAACCAGGUUGGAGAUGCCUGAACAUUCCAUAGGGCCAUCAUCUGGUAGUUGGAGGGAAAGAGACAGUGGCGUUGUUCCUGUUUGGUCCCCUCCAACAACUUCUAGCUGCUCAGGGCUUUUAGCAACCGAGGAUGGUGGGCAUCCACAUUCCCGCCAAUUGAUGAAUUGGGGGCAGCUUUCACAGACAAGGACGAGAAGUUGGGAGGUGGAAAACACUCUGCAGCCGAAUGCCAUUGGAUAGGCUAUGUAGUAAGACUACCUAUGUAAAUUGUCUAUCGCUCCCCCUUUAUAACUUGCAUAUGAUCAUCCUCGUAUAGGAAUGUUUAAAUAUGUGUUGACAGUUUAAUCCUAUAGUACUUAUGUACCAUUAAGAUGUCGUGUAGCUAUUUUUUAGAGUAUUUCUCCUGCAAAUAUGUUUUUCUCUUCUCUCA
Musa acuminata subsp. malaccensis (wild Malaysian banana) is the source of this 2522-nucleotide messenger RNA. RefSeq names its product cryptochrome-1. Gene Ontology annotation, cellular component: cytoplasm; nucleus. Gene Ontology annotation, molecular function: FAD binding; deoxyribodipyrimidine photo-lyase activity; blue light photoreceptor activity. Gene Ontology annotation, biological process: circadian regulation of gene expression; blue light signaling pathway; entrainment of circadian clock by photoperiod. The record is from RefSeq and is a predicted model, not a curated record. Lineage: Eukaryota; Viridiplantae; Streptophyta; Magnoliopsida; Zingiberales; Musaceae.